UUUGUUUUGACUGAAAUGUACUAUGACGGUUUCCAUCGUUCAUUUUGCGACGAUGACGAUGAUCUCGACAUCAUUCAAGAGAGUGAUUCCAUAUUUGCCUUUGAGACACCAGAGACCUUCAAACUGGAAAACAUACGCACAAAAAGAGGAAGUCUUCUGGCAAACCUGAAUCAUAACAACUUGAAGUACGGGCCAGAGAUCAGCAGGACUCCGUCUUUCAUGCAGGGGGCCAUGACUCCUUUAUCUGCAUCCCCCAAUAAAAACCUGGGACCAGAGAAAAUGAUCCUUCUGGUGUGUAACAGGGCUUGUUCCGGCCACCAAGGAAAGAGGUUCGGGCUACCUUUUGUACUGUACAUGGAACGCACUGUGACCUGGGAUGCUCUACAGAAAGAGAUCCUGGAGAAAAUGCGUCAUCUUUUGAGGCCAGGUGUCUACAUUCAGGUUGGACCUUUCAGUCUUCGGGUGGUCGGCGUUGUUGGUAUCACCUACCUCCUUCCUCAAGACGAGCGACCACUGUGUCACCCAACUGUGGAAAGAGCCUACAAGUCCUGUGGACAAGGAGGGCCGCCGCAUGUGAAGAUUGUGGUGGAGUGGGACAAAGAGACCAAGGACUAUCUGUUUGGACACACUGAGGAGGAGUACAUUCCUGAUGCUGAGAGUGUGUAUCUGCACAGGGAGCAGCAUCAUCAGCCGCAGGCCUGCACCCUCGCUCAAUGCUUCCAGCUCUACACUAAGGAGGAGCAGCUGGCCCCAGAUGACGCCUGGCGCUGUCCCCACUGCAAGCAGCUGCAGCAGGGCCGCAUUAAGCUCAGCCUGUGGACGCUUCCUGAUGUGCUUAUUCUGCAUCUCAAGAGGUUCAGACAGGAAGGGGACCGGAGGGUGAAGAUGCAGAACAUGGUGAGGUUCCCACUGAUGGGCAUGGACAUGGCACCUCAUGUGGUGAAGAGAAGCCAGAGCAGCUGGAGUUUGCCUUCCCACUGGUCGCCAUGGAGACGCCCAUAUGGCCUGGGAAGAAACCCCGACGACUACCUGUAUGACCUGUAUGCUGUGUGCAACCACCAUGGGAACAUGCACGGAGGCCACUACACGGCGUACUGUAAGAACUCCAUUGAUGGUCAGUGGUACUGCUUUGAUGACAGCGAGGUUUCAUCAGUACCUGAUGAUGACGUGUGUCAGCAGACGGCCUACAUACUGUUCUACCAGCGGAGGACAGUUAUCCCCUCCUGGUCUGCUAACAGCUCUGUUGCUGGUUCCACCAGUUCAUCCCUGUGUGACCACUGGAUCAACCGGUUACCUGGCAGUAGGCCUGCUAGCUUGGCCUCCGGAGCCUCAUCCAGACGCACCUCUCUGGCAUCGCUGGCUGAGUCAGUAGAGUUUCCAGGAGAACGCAGUGAAGAUGAUGGAGGAUUCUCUGUUCGCCCUUUUGUGAGGAGCAUUCAACGCCAGAGCUUGUCUUCCAGGUCAUCCAUCGCUAGUCCCUUAGCCUUCAGCGACAGUGGGAUAAAGCCUUCCUGGUCUCUCUCUGCAAAGCUGCACAUGAGAUCCAACUCCCCCUCACGUUUCUCCCUCGACUCUCGAUGUUCUCCUCCUCUGGAGAGGAUAGGCGAGGCCUGCGAUGACAAAGUUUCCACGUCCUGUUUCGGCAGCUACAGUAGACACGAACGCUACUUCGGCAGCAGGACUCCCCUGUCCAUGAUGGAGAGUAACUUCAGCGACCAGGACAACAACAAAAGGUUCCUAGACAUGAUGUACUGCAGGGCUCCCACUCCAGUGGAUAAGAAGAGCACCAAAAAUGAGCCAACUGAAAACAACAACCAGAUCACAGCUAUAGACCAAAACAUUCUACCCGCCCAAGCUACUCCCUCCAAAGAGCAGAAGCGUAAGAGCAGUAUAGGAGGAUUUGGCUCAAAGGCAGAAAGCACAGGCUCCACAAAGAGUUCCAGCAAAGUGGAGCAAGAGAAGACUUCCAAAAAACGUUUGUGCGCAACCCACAAGACCUCCACUGCUGAGACGUCUUCCGGUACACCUGUGAAAGGCAAAAAGGGGAGCAAUACUAAAGAAAAGAGUGUAAAGAAAAGCACCUCUACACCCUGUGGAACUCCCUCCAAAACAAAGGAGGCAACUCGGCCUCUAGAUGCAACGCCACAACGGAAGCCAUUAGUGAGCUCCACCCCUCAGUCCUCAGCUUCUCCCUCGCCCACUGCAAAGAAGAAUUCCAGUGUCACUGAGAAAAACUCCACGAGUGGUCGAAAAAGGCUGGUAGAAAGGAGCUACAGCAGAGAUUCUAUGCACACGAGUCCCCUGGUCGACAGUCUCCGAGGCAACUUGGCAUCGCGCUCUUCGCUGUCUAAGAGUGGUGACAGCACCCGGCCUGAGAGGAGAUCAGUGAGGAGCUCCAGCAGCAGCUCUUCCGUCACUAGCCUGCGCUCCCCAAGCGUAUCCACCAGAGACCUGCAGCGCAGCAGCAAAUCUGAGGAAAAAGGGUUGUCUUUCUUCAAGAGCGCCCUCCGACAAAGGGAAAGCCGCCGGUCGGCUGAUUUAGGAAAAAGCACCUUGCUUGCCAAAAAGGCCUCAGAGAGGACAUGCAAGCAGAACGGACAAGCUAAGGACAUGGGUGGUGAUACUGGAAAAACAGGAGACGCUGUGUCUUCACAGACGUCCGUAGAGACUAAUGGAGGUGAGACAAAGUCAGAGACAAAGGAGUCUUCCAAGCCCCCCAGCUCUCUCAGUCGCACUCUGUUAAACGUCGGCAAGUCCAAGUCUUCCACUUCUGAAGUAAGUCUCAAGUCUCCCUCUAACGGGAAGAAGCCUCUCGAAAGGAUGGCGUCUUCCCGAAAGCUGUCAUCAAGCAUGCAAUCUCCUGCACGUACAACAAAGAGGCCUCAAUGAUAUAUCCAUAGUAGUUACAUUGAACUCGCAUAAUGCAGCUAUUUUCUUUGUGCCUAAGUUUCAGUGAGCGCCGGGUGUAUUUGUAAAGAGACACAUUUUUUGAUGUUACGGUUUUGUACACUGGAAUCAGAUACACACGCUGGCGUUGAAUUACAAAUAGUGGCAGACGGCUUCAGGAAAUUUUAGCUGUGCUGCAUAGAAAGUAAAGUACUGUACAUCAUCUGCAUAUUUUGGGUGCCAAACAGAUGCUUGGUAUGCCGCCAGUUUGAGUUUUUGGAGCCGUGUGUAUUGUUACCAAUUACACCUUUUGAGCAUUAGGUAAUGUUUUGAUGCGAGUGAGACAAUCGCUUGACACGUUCGAUGUUUCCCUGGCAUGGCGGGUACAUGAGCAUGCCAUAUGCAUUCAGCUGUACAGCACAACCUGUCUGAUUGUGUGUACUUGAGGCUUAUAUGACAGCUGACAGAAUUCCCUGUUGGAAUCUUCGAAAUCCAAUUAUCUCUCCUUCAGACAAGAGGCUUGUGAUGUCUUCGAAGCAUUGCAGACAUUAAGUUCAGUUUGCUUGCAAAACAUCCUGCUGGCUACACUGGAUUUAAAAUGCAGCAGCUUGUACAUUAAAAGAAAUUAAUGGGGUAAGGAGCACCCCCCCCCCCCCCCCCCCGUAUGCACCAACAAUGCAUAAUUUGUCUCGUGGAAUAACAUUCUUCAUCAUUAUUCAGAUGGAAUUAAGCUGGCUUAAACCUAACUGCUGUUUUCUAAGCAUUUAAAGCUCAACGUUAGUGAGAACAGAACCGUAACAUCAAAAAAUAAUCUCUGGACAAAUACCGAAACUGGGUUGACGCUCACACACACACACACACACACACACACACACACACACACACACACACACACACACACACACACACACACACACACACACGUACAAAAGAGUUUCAUUCCGAAAUAAUGGUGGCUAAGCGUUGGCAGUAGUUCUCAUUGAUUGUUUUAAGCCGAUCAAAUUGACCAUUGAUGGGUGAAACCUGCUUUGCAAACCCUUUCUUCACACCUCAUUCAUUGGUUAAUAGGGUUAGGCUGUGUAAAGCUAAGGAGGAAAAGACAUUUGUAGACUUUAUUUAGUGAUAAUUUCACUUUCGUGUCUUAAGAGUGUUAAAGAUUGAUAGCUGAAAACACACAUGAGAGACUUCCUGAGUAUGAACCUUAGAAGAAUAGAAAUACAGAGGUGACGACAAGAAGUGGACCAAAACAGAAACUAUUUGAGAAAGAAUUAGAAUCGGUACUCACGUUGAGACAAGUUUUCCAAUAUUUAAAAACCUUAUUUUUGUUUCUUACUAGUACUUUUUUGAUAGAAAUGUAUUUUAUCAAAUGCUCAAAAGCUUUUUUUUGUCACAGGGACAAUGUGUUUUGGAAUGAAACCCUUUAAAAUCAAAGUAUAUGAAUCCAUAUAUAUGUGUAUAUAUAUGUGUCCGUACAGAUAAUGACAAAUAUAGUAUAGUAUAUAACUUUUCCCUUCCAUGAGCAAGAUGAAAAUUAUCUUAAGCGCCUUUCAAUACUGUACAUGGAAACAAAUAAUUGCCUUUGGCAACAUAGUAGUCUACUACUGUAUGCAUCACUGAGUAGGAAUGUUGUAUUGUUCGCACUUUGUAUAGAUAAAGUAGUUUUCUUUUAUCCAGAGUAGUUAUACACACACACACACUAACUUAGCAAUGUAAUUAUCUCAUUUUUAAUAUGUUGUCAUGAUUUCAAGACAUAUCGUAGAGUCGUGUCAACAGGCCUUAGAGUUGUAAUGGUAAAAGGGUACAUUCAUCUCAAUGUUUCAGGGGUUGUUUUAAGGAAUCGCCCCUUUACUACACCUGGUGCUGUAACAGACCGAUGCUCCUCUGGCACUGAUAUUUCUUAAAACGAGCAUAUUUUCAAAUGCUGAUGUUCAGAACUGUGACCACACACUUCAGUGAGCCAGAAACCUGUUGGCAGCGAUUAUCAUAACCUGUGGUACCUCACUGGAGAAGACAACGCCAUUUCUUUCUUAACAUGGCUGAAACAGAAUAUUGGUAGUGAGCCAUUUAAUUAAUCAUAGAGCUCCAUUUCUAUUGUCUUUGAGCAGUUGUUUAGAUAUGUAGGCUUUUACUGCACGCUGGGUUUGUUUUGCAGUAAAGUGACAGAAGCAAAAGCAGAGGCAGGAAGUUGUCACUGCAGCUGUCAUGAUGCUCGCUGGCCUCGUUUUAAACAAUCAGCAUUAUCAUUUCAGAGUUACUCCACCUGCAACUGCAAUAUCCGAACAUUAGAUACCAGCAUAGUGUAUGUUUUUAAUGAAUGAAUGUGGUUUUGCCAUUAAAAUCCAACCAUUAGUUAGUUCUUACUUUAAACAUUCAUACAAUCUUUUACUUGUAGAUCUACAGUAUUCCUCUCAACUGUUUCCCUGUAGCAUUUACCAGGUUUACAUUGGUUCUCAGAUGGUUUCAGAGGAAAUACAACACAAUUUAAAAUUGUACGUGUGUUAUUUAAAUGGCCUGAACAUGGUUUGAGCAAAUCAGUUUGUGAGCUUUUUUGUGUUUUUUGGCAACACAGUUGUGUAACUUUACUGUGGUGACUUGCGAAAGUUGGAUAGCAAGUUGAAGGCUACUAAAUAAAACCAAAAUUAUCAUUUGAAACAAAUAAUGACAUUUCAACCCAAGUACAAUAAUACAAAUACAGAUUUGGUCAUAGAAACAACAGAGCACAUGUCAAGCUAAAAACACAGUAGACUUAAUAACAGGGAUGCACCGAUUGUGAAAUUCUGGGCCCAUACUUGUGUUAAAACUAAUAAUUUGGCCAAUAUUGAUGUUUAUUUUGUUUUCGUUGUUACUAAUUCCUCUUUUUUUUUUCAGGGAAACAAAGAAAUCUUCAUUGUAAAAUAAUAACCAAACAGUUUGAAGUCAUUUAGUUGUUCAUUAUACUGUCUACAAAUUCAAUCAUACAAAUUUAUGAAAUAACUUUGUUCUUUUAUCCACAAAAAGACAUCGUUUUUGAAAUAAUAACUUAUUCUGAAGCCUUUUUAAAGAUAUAUAAUAUAUUGUAAUUUCCUCUUUAAUAUCUAUUUUAUAUUGCUGUGGAAACAUCAACAAAUUUGUCCUUCAAACAACAAUAAAUUUUAUAAGAUUACAUUUGAACACAUCAUGAUAAUGUUAUAAUCUACUUUUAUCCAAUACUAUUUUUUCUAACUAGAGCUUGAACACAUCUUAACGUAACUUAAUACAACCUCCGUUAGCUGUUAGUGUCAGCAACCGGCCGCUAACAGCUAACGUAAAUUAGCACUCCUUCUGACUAUUUCAACACGGUUUCAAAUAAGGUGCAUCCCCUGAUUUUUAGUUUACUGCUUCUUUUCGGCGUCCUGGGAUCUUUGAUCAUCCCAGACACAUAUCCUAUUGUCUAUGGGACGACGGGACGCUGUUAAGCCUGUGCAAAAUUGAUGUGACACAGCAGAAAAGUAUCAGCCACCGCCAUCAGUGAAUGUCACCUUAUUUGCUGCAAGGCCGAUGACAGUCAACAAGGCUAAUAUCGGCUUAUACCAUAGUCUUCCCUACUAAAAAAUGUAUUUGUUUAUUCCUAUUGAUAGUUUAUUGAUAGUUUCCAAAAACCUUGUGGGACCCUUUUAAUGCCACACCAUUAGAAAAAGUAAAGAGGCUGCUGUGCUCAAACUGUCAGUGGCCAUAGAAAUAACACACUGCUGUUUAAAUGUUGUGGUUUUCCUGUAGCUGCUCUUUUCUAUUUAACAUUGUAAUCUAUCAGGAACCUGUGCAUGGCACUUUGGAUCAAAGCAGGACAAUUUUCUGUCAUUUUGGCUUUCACCGUCUUGUUUGCCUGUUUUAAAGUCUGUAAUUAAGUUGUAGUGGCUAGUGUGUCGGGCUGGAUCAUGCCGUCAUUCCUCCACUCGCUAAAGGGGACGUUUAUUGGAUUACGAAUCCAUUUGUGUAGCCAGAACCCAGUGCAUUAGGAUUUUUUUAACAUCUUAAUUAAGUUUUUAGAUGCGUUGUAAAUAAGCAUCAGUAGAUAAUGUCAGUCAUUCUGUAUAUUGCUUAUGAUGUUUGAAUAAUUUGAGAUCAUAUUGAACUAUCAGUGAGGCUGAUGACAGAAUUAUUUUUCUGUACAGAGGUUAAAUCUGAAAGCUGCAGCCUGUUUUUUCCAACCACUUUUCAUUCAUCCAUAACAAUUGUAUUUGUAGCACCACAUUGCCUACAUAAUUGUUUUUGGUUUUACAACAUGUUAUAUGAGACGGUUCCUUCACUGAUUCUGUGAAGUUCUGUUUUGCAGAGUUGUUAUAAACACCCUGAUGUAUGAUUUUAAUGUCUACAGUAUCACUUUGGUCCUGUGUUACGUCACAGGGACCUGCUGUCAAAACAUCUUAAUCAGUGGCUUCCACUCAUGAAAUAACCUUUUUAGUUUUAUUACACCUAUAGAUAGAGCAAUAAUCAUCUCAUUCAUCAAUUAGACUAAGAAAGCUGAGGUUUGAAUUACCAAAAAGUGCAACAUGGCUGACUUUUGAGAGCUCAAAAUGCCAGUGAAGACCAGACACGUACUGUACUCCGUAUGAAAAGUACAUACAGUAUAAUAAUCCAAAUACCUGUUGAAACAAGAUGUCAAGAAAAAAAAAAGAAUCAGCAUCUUUACAGAAUUAAUUUUCCUCUCUAGCUUUCGUCACUGCAGUUAUCGUCUGUUUUUUAAAAAAAUUAGUUGUCAAUGUACAGAUUUGAGAAUGAUUAAGGAAUGCAGUAUUGCAUGAAAACGCUAAUGCAUGUAUUUCAUUAACUAUGCAAGAGUCUCGGCCGUGUCACGUAGAAAGCAGAGCAUGGCUGGUAUAUCCCAUUGCUUAAUUUGCACACCAUUCCAAUAUUUAGAAGUUGUAAAUGACAAACUGUUUCAUCUGUACAGUUAAAAGGAUUCAACUUUAAGUAAAAAAGAAAAAAAAAAUCUAUUUAAUGCCAUAAUUCCUUUUAGCAUCCUACCAUUUAAUGUUUAUAUAUAUUUUUUAUGUUUUUUCACAGUAUGUUAUUUUGUAAUUCUGCUGAUCUGUGCUCUCUGGGUGCUCCUACCAAACUGGUAGGUUACGCUGUCUUUUGUUUUUGGACAAGAUGUUUAAUAUUAACUGUUGUACACCAGCAGAGACAACACUAUGGAUGCGAUAAUCUCUACGUGGUUACUAAAUAGCCUCAUGUAUGUAUGUAUUGUGAAAAAGCCUUCCAUUAAUUCAGUGAUAACAGUUUGUGAACCCCUGUCGAAAUGCCCUCAGCUGCAUCGAAGAUGUGGCCGGUCUCUCAUAUAAAGGCAACUCUAAUAAAUAAAUAUAUAUAUAUAUAUAUAUAUAGUUAAAUGCAAUAAAGAUAGUAAAUUUGUAGUUUUAUAUUAUAGUAUGUAACGAACAAUGACAUUAAAAUGUAAAUGUUCAGUUGAUAGUUUUUGUAGAAUUCAUGCCACAUCGAUCAUUGCAAUCAUUUUUAUUUUUUAUUUGAAACAGGGUCAGCAAACAGCAACGUCAUCGUUUUUUCUGUUGACUGGUGAAGUGGGUGUGAAACAUUAUUGAAGUUGUUAAAAUGCAUACGUUAAAUAAGAUUAGAGAAUCCAGCGGCUGUUUUGUUGAUUAACAGAGUUCCAAAACUUUUUUAGGGUGAAACCAUUAAUUAACGACAUUAUCUGCAACAUUUUUGCGUAAUUUUCUCACUGAAUCAAAGUUGCAAUAACCACUGAAACUGAGACACCAAAAUCCUUUCGUUGAGCCACAGAUUUCAGAUUCAGCCGAGAUAUCGUACAGCAAUACAGCUGUGUGUCGUCCUGGAUAUUAAAGGACUCCAAAUACGUAACUUCAAGAUGUGAGUCUGGGUUUAAAUUGUUUUUGGACUUAUGUAAACACUACGAACAGAAGCCUUAAGCAACACAAAUUGUAAUAGUUGGUUUGUAUCUUCCUUCGGAUGAAACCAAGGAGCUGUGUAACGAAUGAAUGAAUGUCACGAGUCUCAUUUUAAUGUUUUUUUAAGCUCACAAAGAACACUACAGUGCUACACGCAUAGCACGUCUCCCCUUUGACCUUUACGUCUUAUGUUCUCUUUUUUAAAGUAUAAUUCAUAACGCAUUUUGUAAAAUACAGUGUGUUGCAUUUAUUGAGAUUUUUUCAUGUAUUACGGCUGUUUUACUGUAUUCCUUGUCGUGCCAGGUUCAUGAGGCUCCGUUUCUUUUUAAUAUAUAUAUGUAUUCGAGCCUCUGUUCCACCAUUUGCCUCUUCAUUUUCCCUUAAAUUCACUUUUCUAUUUUUUUAAGAGUUGAUCAAAGUGACAUUCAGUAGUUUAGUAGACUGUGUCAGAGUCUUCUAUGUUAAUUUAUUUCUCUUUUGUUAACAUGUAUGCACUUUUAAUGUUUGUUUGUUUUUUUCUCUCCAAAAGGACAAAUGUGUAUAUACUAUGUUGGUUUACCCAUGCGAGUACAAAAUGAAAACUCUGAUUAAAAAUUUUGAAACUUA
Molecule: messenger RNA, 9374 nt
Organism: Epinephelus moara (kelp grouper)
Lineage: Eukaryota; Metazoa; Chordata; Actinopteri; Perciformes; Serranidae
Product: ubiquitin carboxyl-terminal hydrolase 31-like
Exons: 11
Biological process (GO): protein deubiquitination
Molecular function (GO): cysteine-type deubiquitinase activity
Source: RefSeq, a predicted model, not a curated record